Messenger RNA from Annulohypoxylon maeteangense, 1550 nucleotides. Its product is annotated as Metallo-hydrolase/oxidoreductase. The coding region runs from base 173 to 1375 and encodes 400 amino acids. The record is from RefSeq and is a predicted model, not a curated record. Lineage: Eukaryota; Fungi; Ascomycota; Sordariomycetes; Xylariales; Hypoxylaceae. Gene Ontology annotation, molecular function: transferase activity. The transcript has a single exon.
UUGAAAUUUUGAAAAAUUGGAGAAACCUCCUUUGAAACUCAAGAUCAGCCGGGGUUACAUACUGCUGGCCGUUAAAACCGAAGUUGGAUAAGUCCACGUAAGACCUAAGCCCUCCGCGAACAUCGGGUUCGGGUUCGCAUAUGUGGUUCGGAUCUAAUAUGGGAAUAUCAACAUGACUAUACGACAAUCGCAUGUCGUUAACAUAUAUGACGACUCACUUAUAUAUAAAGGGCUGAGCCAGGCAUACGGAAUAAAUAGUAUGUGGAACUUCAUCAACUCAUUCAACAACACACAAGAGACAAUACAAACAUACCUUAGCAAACAGCGUAUUCCACCCACCAUGCCGCCCCAACUCACCGAAGUAGACACCCUAACAAUCCACGCCAUCGUCAACGACGAAAUCGACCAAAUUUCGCCGUCCCCGCACCCCUCCAUAAAACACGCUCAAUCCUUCCUCGGCGCUCCUCUAACGCCCCUCCCCGCAUCUGCACAACCCGGAGGCGCAAAGCUGCAGAUGCGGAUGGACACGCUGUGUUGCGGGGCGCACGGGCUAUCGCUCUUAAUAACCGUGAGUAAGGACGGGAAGGAACACACGUUGUUAUUCGACACGGGACCGGAGGAGGCGGUUUGGGAGCGCAAUGCGCGGAGGUUGGGGCUGGAUGUGGCGAAGGUGGAGAGGAUUGUGCUGUCGCAUUGGCAUCGGGAUCAUUCGGGGGGGUUGCUGGGUGCGGUGAGGAUGGUUGAGGGGGCUAAGGCUGCUACAGCUACAAGCGAAGAGAAAGGGAAAGUGGUCGUGGAUUUACAUCCCGAACGUCCGGAUUUCAGGGGGAUCAGGGCGCAUGAGAUUAUUGCGCUGGAGGCGGACCCGAGUUUUUCUGAGAUCGAAGACGCGGGUGCGGAGGUUUUUAAGAGCGCGGAGGCGCAUACGGUGCUUGACGACAUGUUUUUGGUCUCGGGGGAGAUUCCGCGGCGGACGGCGUAUGAGGGUGGGAUUCGUGGGGGUGUGAGGUUUAGUGAGAAAAAGGGGUGGGAGACGGAUGAGUUGAUUAUGGAUGAGAGGCUGGUUAUGUGUAAUUUGAAAGGGAAGGGGCUUGUUGUUUUCACGGGGUGUAGCCAUGCUGGCGUGGUUAAUGUCUCGCGCCACGCGAUGGAGUUGGGGGGUGGUGUUCCCCUAUAUACCGUUGUGGGCGGGUACCAUUUAGCGGAUGGCGCACCUGAGAAGUUGCAAAAGUCGCUGGAGGAUUUGAAGGCGUUGGAACCGAAGGUGCUAAUGCCGGGACAUUGCACAGGGUGGAGAUUCAAGGUUGCGAUUGAGAAGGAGAUGCCGGGCUGCAUGGCCCCUAUUUUUGGAGGCACGAAGUAUGAGCUUAUCUAAGCUCGGAACAGGGGGGAUCGAUGUAUCUUGAUGAGCAGAGAAAAAUCAUAUAUCUGCUCCUAUUUGAUGUUCCUCGUUAUACCUAGUAUUGAUUCCAUAUUCUUAAGUCCCAAGCGGACAACCUGUACCUGGUAUAUAAUACAUUCAAAAUUAGUCCUCUUUCCAUCAUAACAGG